Molecule: messenger RNA, 4798 nt
Organism: Megalobrama amblycephala (Wuchang bream)
Lineage: Eukaryota; Metazoa; Chordata; Actinopteri; Cypriniformes; Xenocyprididae
Product: cilia- and flagella-associated protein 74-like
Exons: 19
Coding region: 110-2317 (735 amino acids)
Source: RefSeq, a predicted model, not a curated record
UACAGCGCGAACCUGUUGUCAUGGAAACACAACAACAGAAGGCUCGCGCUGGUUUGACACGCUGCGACUCCAGACAGAAAGCUGACAGGAAAAAGUAGGUCACGUGGAGAUGGCGAACAGUGCUGAUCUCUCAACACCUACAACUGAACAUGAGCCUCAUAGUAUUGGCACACACACAGAAGAGGAAGGCACUAUGGAUGACAUCUUCAGGUUUGAGGAUGACUUCCCUGAUUGGUCCACAGGGUUUGACAGCUCUGAGUGGGAAGUGAGUGACGGUGAAGAUGGAACUGACACAGGUGAGGAGAAGCCAUACACCGACAAGAAACGCAUGUUCAAACUGAAAGGGUUUCUGGGUCAACUGGACACCUUUUACCAGCAGAAGAAACUGAAUUUGCUACAAGCCAGGGAGGAACUAAAAGCAUUUCACCUUCAUGUGACUGAGCUAGAGGAAAAUAGAGACAAGAUUGAGUUGGAUAUAGAAAGAGAGAAACAAGCUGAGAACAGCGUGGCUCUUCUCCGGCUACGUGCUCAGCACAAGCGCGUGUGCGCCGAGCUGCAGGCGGAGGAAGAUCUGGGCGCUCAUUUAGCCAUGAUCGUGAAAGAGCAUGAGCUGGAGCUGUGUCAGGUGGAGGUCGAGCUGGGUCACUUCUUGGCUCUGCGUCAGGAGCUUGAGCUGGAGGAGAAGAACGUCCAAUCUCAGGACAAGAAGAAACAAAAGCUCAGAUUCCAGAGAGAGAAGAGCAUUAUCAAACAACGUAGACACAAAGCACAACACGACAAAAUUGAACGUGAAAAGGUUUUGCAACAGCAGGCAGAAGUCCACAGGAAACAACAGGAACAGGCUCUUGCUAGCCAUCUCAAAGCAGCUGUCUACCUCAAACAGACUCUACAGAGGAUGAAACAGAAAGAGGCUGAGGCUGAAGAGAGGAGGAAGGAGCUUAUAAAGAAGAGGCAGACAGCAGUGAUGACACUUAAAGCCAGUUUCGCUGCCAGUCAGGAAACUAUGUUCACUAGAAAACAACGACAGAAAGCCUAUGAACAGAAACAGAGAGAGCAAGAGCAACACAUGAAAGAGUCUCUGGAGGCCAAAGGACUGAACAGUAUUGAAUACAUCCACAGACUGAGACUGCAGGAGCGCUUCAACAAGAAAAAAGCGGAAUUUGAAGAUACACAGAGAGUUGGGAAAAUGGAGAUUGUGGCUAAAUUGCUCUCGGAAAGAAACAUGAAGGAGGGGCGUAGAAAAUCUCCUGUACUGAGCCGUGAGAAAAAACGUGAUGAGAAACUCUUUCAGAACAUACUGCCUCCAACUGCACACACAAGGAGAGAGGAAAAGCAUGUAAUGUCAAGUCCCAGAGCAUCUUGCGUCAGGUCCUACAGUGACAGUGAUGUCAGUUCCUCUUCAGACUCUGCAGAGCUGAAGUUGGGCGAGUGUGUAGAAAUGGAGGUUGAAGAUAAAAUAGAGAUGAGCCUGGCCCAGCCCGAGUUCACCGGUCUUUGGGAACACAAACACAAAGAUGAUAUGGCCACAUCAGAAGAUCUUGAAACAUUUUACACCACCAUGAAGACUGACAUGAACAAAGGUUUGGUUUCAAAAGCAGCAAAAAAGACUAUAAAGCGUAGAGAAUCAAAAGGACCACCAUUCAUCAGCAAACCAGAGAUUAUUCUGUUUAAGGAUUGCGAUGUUGGGAAGGUCUACAAGAAGAAAGUCACACUCACCAAUGUCACAUACACGACUAAUUACUGUAAGCUGUUGGGAGUGUCACAGAAUCUUAAAGAUCACGUGUCAGUGAGUUUCGAGCCACCAGGGCCCAUGUCUGCAGGCAUGGCUUGUGAACUGGAGGCUAUAUUUAGACCUUUGCUCGAUGUGGAUUUGGAUGGUGAGAUUCACUUUCAGUCGGCUACUGGGCCUUUUUCUGUGGCCAUAAAGUGCUCCAAGAAAACGUGUGAGAUGGUUGUUGAUCACUGUCUUGUGGACUUUGGCACUCAUGUGGUCGGACAGACAGUUUCACGAGUAAUCACCAUGACCAACAGAGGGGCUCUAGGCACUCGUUACACGCUGACACCCGUCUCCACCCGUCCCCUGCAGCAAACCUUCAACAGCACACUGGAUUCUGGUAAAACCGGUAGUUUAGAGAUGCCCAGUCUGAAUGCAGAGAACACAGCAGACAUCCCAUCAGGCAUAGAUCUCGGACCAGGUGUGUCUCCUGUCAGCAGUCACAGUCCUGAUGAGGUUUUGACCGCUGAUCUAGGAUCAGUGGAUACUAAAGCGGAGCAGAGCACCUAUGAGCCUGCUGAGUUUAGUAUUGAGGAGGUAUGAACACACUGACCUGUUUACACACAUUUAAGAAAUCAAAUCUAGAAAGGCAAAAAUCGAGUCUGGUUCUCAAAGUUAGAAUUUAUUUAUUGUGCAGACACAUUUAUCCAAAUUGACUUCAGGUCCAGUAGAGAGAGAAGCUAGUGUAACAAUCUCUGUCUGUUUAGUUUCAUUGUAUUUUGGUUUCGUUUGCUACUUAGUUCCCUUAGUUACUGAUUACGUUCACCUGUUGUUCAUUUACUUCCCUCGUUAUCUCUGUAUAUUUAAGUCCUCAGUUUCCUCUGUUCUGGGUUCAGUGUCAUAUGAGUUUAUUUGGUUGUGUUAUUCUCCUGAUGAAUCUCCUAUGUUGUCCAUUUUGUAUUUAUUCAAGUUUCGUCUACUCUUUUUCAUGCGUUUCAUCACAGCUACCAACUGUUACAGAUAGAAAACACAAAGAAACCAACGAGUAUAAAUACACAGGAUAAUAAUGAAUCAAACUAGAAACAGGUGGAGAACAUAAUCAAUAACAAACAAGGGAAUACUUGGUAACUUUGGUUGUGCCCGAAAUUGCAUACCAUCUUGAGUAGGUACUUAUUUUGAAUAAGUACUUACUUUGCGACUGCUGAAAAAGUACAUUCUAUAUAGUAUGGAUGUGUGUAGUAUGAAAGUAAUCCAGACUACAUUCACCUGACCUACCAGCGUCAGUUGCAUCGUUUCAGUGCCAAUCACAAAUCCUCUCUCGUUUAAUGAGUUCUGAGUACUAAACACAGGAACUGUGAAAUUAAAAUAAGAGUCCUUGAACAGAAAUAGUUGUGACGCUUACAAAUGAGUAAUACAACAAAGAGCUUUACCUGAAAGGGGGCAGAACCAUGAGAAGUGUAACCAAGGUUACCAGAGUAAUAUAGAAAUAAAGUUAUUAAUAUAUAAACAUACUAAUAUAUAAACAAAACUAUUGAGAACUACUUAAAAACGAGUACUAUUAUAAAAGAAAAUAUUAAUUUUAUAUAAACAUAUAUUUUACUUGGUUAUUAAUGUGACCAAUAGAGAGUAGCUUUUAAUACAACGUGAGCCAAUGAGAGCGCAGAAUGUGGCGCAGCGGAGAAAUUAGUUUCCGGAUUUUGCACGAGGUUUGCUCGUGGAGUCAGAGGCAGCUCUCUCUAUCGUGCAUAGGUGCUGAUGAGCGCGGUGUUUGCUGACGCUCCGGGGAACAGAAACAUAGAAAUAAUCUUCUGGAUGUGUUUUAUCGAUGGAUUGAUGUAAGUGAAGUGACGCAUUUUAUUUUCCAUUGGUUGUGAAUGACGUUGAUAUUGUAAUGUGAGUGAAAUGGACAUUCAAUUUGUAAAAUAUAAAAGUUAAUGGUGAUAUGCAUAUACUUUACUAGCGACAGAGUGUUGCUAAAGUGUUUACGAAGUGUAUUUUUGAUUAAAAAGGUUAAAGAAAAGGGUUUAAAUCGGACGCGUUGUAACCGCUCCAUUCUGGAAUUUUCUGUGAGUUUAAAGAUCUCCUUGGUAAGUCAAUUUGCCUUGUUAUUCAUCACAAUUGAAUCAUUAUUAUUGUUUAAGUGGAAAAAGCAAGAGAAAUUGAAUUUGUGACUGAUUUAUAUAUGAAAAAAUGUGUAAUGCUGUCUUUAGUACAUACGAGCUAACUGUGUGCUCAAGUAUGUGACGGAAAGUUGUCAGUUAUAUAAUAAUUAGUGCGCUAUGUUGGAAAAAUAGUCACAGACGUUGCAUAUAUGAAGAAAAUAUUCUUUAUUUGAAAAGAUACAUGUACAUAUAUUCAGAAUACUCAAGUUCUGUGUAAUUUGAAUGAUGUAUAGUGAUUGAUAACUUUAUUGUAUGUUGUUACAAUGAAGAUAUUCAUGAUAUUUUCAUGACCUUGUUUGUUCAAGGUCAGGUUUUUUGUUUUUGUUUGGUUUUGUUCUGUUUUUCUUGUUCUGCCCUUGUCCAAAAUUGGAUUGCUGUCCUGUCCGAUGUGACGAGAUGUACCGAUGCCUGUAUUCUGGAUUUGUCCCGGCCUUCCAGUGGUUUUGAGGAGGGUUUGGACUGGCGAGCCUCCCUUGAGUUGUUCUUGGAUUUUCUGUGGAAACAAAAGAUUUUCUGAACUCUGCGAAUGGUAGGAAAUCGAAUAACUCUUCUUUUUUUGUGUUUUGGAUGGAGAUGUUCCUCAUGGACAAAGAAAAGACAUUUGUACUUCUAUGGACCAUUUGAAGAACUGUUUUUCUUGAAAGACUGAGAAAUUGAGGAUUUUGAGAUCAAAGGACAUUAUUUUAUUUCAUUGAGAAGUGUCAAUUUUCUGGGUUGACAAGUGAUAUAUUGUUUGGGUUUUGAUACUUGAACACUAAUUUUUGGGUGAAUCGAACACUGAGUUAAAGUGAAUAAAGUACUUACCUUGUUGACAAUCAAGGGAAAAGUUUCACGAAACCUGUGAAAAGAAAAGAUUGAUAGGAAAAUUCAGAAACAAUAUUUUCAAUUGUGAAAAUAUAUAUAUAUAUUUUUUAUUAUUUCA